This is a messenger RNA of Xenia sp. Carnegie-2017, 1617 nucleotides long. RefSeq names its product heat shock 70 kDa protein 14-B-like. Gene Ontology annotation, biological process: protein refolding; cellular response to unfolded protein. Gene Ontology annotation, cellular component: ribosome; cytoplasm. NCBI's taxonomy places the organism in Eukaryota, Metazoa, Cnidaria, Anthozoa, Malacalcyonacea, Xeniidae. Gene Ontology annotation, molecular function: ATP hydrolysis activity; heat shock protein binding; misfolded protein binding. The record is from RefSeq and is a predicted model, not a curated record.
UCAACAUGGCGGCAGCGGGGAUUGAUUUUGGAUACACUAGUAUAGUUAUUGGUGCUUGUAAGGAUGGCCGACCUGAGAUUGUAACCACAGAUACAGGAGAGUGGAUUACUCCUGCAAUGGCAGCAUUUACUGACAAAGAACAGAUCAUUGGUACAUCUGCUAAACUUGGUUUGAUAAGAAACUCAACAAAUACCAUCACAAACAUCAAAGCAAUGUUGGGAAAGAGUUUAUCGGAUGAAUUUUUUUACGAUAUGGCCAAACGUUCCCCGGCAAAGAUUAUUCGAAAGAGUGGUAAUAUUUUUUUCGAAGUCACUCAAAAAGGAAAGCAGAUUCUUGUAUCACCAUCUGAUAUCAUCCUUAGUAUGUUCAAGAACAUUUUAAAAAGUAUCCAAGCCUGUCAUGGUAGCGAGGCUAAUCAACUUGUCUUGACUGUUCCCUUACAUUUCAGCGAAAAGCAGAGAUUUGAGAUGAAAAUCGUUAAUUUAGAAAUUCCGCUGAAAGUUGGUUUUCAUGUUCUGCGAGUGAUUCACGAACCUACUGCUGCUGUUUUAGCCUACGGUAUUGGACAGGACGAUCCUUCUGUAAAUAGUUUGGUUUUGGUUUAUCAUCUUGGAGGAAGAACAUUACAAGUCACCCUUAUUUCUGUAAACAGUGGAAUGUAUAAAAUUUUGGAUUCGUUUUAUAAUAAUUCCAUUGGAGGAGAAAGUUUUGAUGAGGUUUUAGUUUCACAUUUAGCAGAUGAAUUUAAAAGAAUAUGGAAAGACGAUAUUAAAGAAAAUAAAAAAGCUAUAGCCAAACUUCGUGCUGGGGCAGAAAUAUGUAAACAUGUUUUAUCGUCUCAUGCUACGGCGAUGUGUUCUGUGGAGUCACUUCAUGAUGGAAUUGAUUUUCAAUGUAAUGUCUCCAGAGCAAGAUUUGAAUCGCUAAGUUCUCAGUUAUUUCAAAAUUGUGUCAGUCCUGUUAACGAUUUGAUGGAGAAAUGCAACGUGAAUCCUGCAGAUAUUGAUAAGGUGAUUUUGUGCGGUGGGUCAACUCGAAUGCCAAGAAUCCAAACGCUACUACAAAAUAUAUUCAAAGGAAAAGAAAUUAAAAGAAUAAGUCCUGAAGGUGUUGUUGCAUAUGGUGCAGCCAUACAGGCAUCGUUGCUUCAAGGAAACAAAAAUGAAAACAUUCAUAGUCAUCGUAUUACUUGUACUUCUCGAGCAAUUGCAAUAAAGGUAAAAGAUGAUGACAACACAAAUUAUUUUAUGACCGUCAUUCCUCGUUUAACACCCAUUCCAGUAAAAAGAAUUCAUAAAUUUAUCUCUUCACAAGACAAUCAGGAAAGUAUAUGUGUCGAAGUUUAUGAAAUUUUUGAAGAUAAUAUCCAACAAACGAACGAGCUUCUAGCAAAGGUUGUAUUGGAUGAGCUGCUCAUUACCAAAGGGGAAUGUAAAUUUUCAGCAUCCUUCCAUGUAAAAGUAGAUGGUUCCUUUCACAUUCACAUCUCUGAGAAAACAUCAGGAAAAUCUGUUGGAGUUACUGUUGAUCAUAACUAGCAAUUGAACAUUAUCACUAAGAAACAUUUGUUUCCACAAAAAAAAUUUUCUAUACAUUAAAAAUUGCUAUUUAGCAAAA